This is a messenger RNA of Sebastes umbrosus (honeycomb rockfish), 1841 nucleotides long. RefSeq names its product Golgi pH regulator (gene gphra). Lineage: Eukaryota; Metazoa; Chordata; Actinopteri; Perciformes; Sebastidae. The record is from RefSeq and is a predicted model, not a curated record. Gene Ontology annotation, biological process: intracellular pH reduction. The coding region runs from base 223 to 1590 and encodes 455 amino acids. Gene Ontology annotation, cellular component: Golgi cisterna membrane. Gene Ontology annotation, molecular function: voltage-gated monoatomic anion channel activity. The transcript has 14 exons.
UCUGUCGGAGUCGGACUCAUCUCGAUGACGUAUCAACAUGGUUCUCCCGUUGUAACUUUGACAGCUGAACAACAAAUGGUCCUAAAAUGAGCUCAUUAACGACAAAAACACCUCAAACCUUUUAAGCAGGAUUAGUUUUUCCUCUUCAGCAUGAAUUGAAACUGUCCUGGACCCUGCUACACCUGUACGGACAGUUUCUGUUGGCUGUUUACAGACCUCAUCAUGUCGUUCCUGGUGGACUCAGUCAUCAUGUUCACCUCUCAGGUGCUGUUCUUUGGAUUUGGCUGGUUAUUCUUUAUGCGGCAGCUGUUUAAAGAUUAUGAGGUGCGACAGUACGUUGUCCAGAUGGUUUUCUCUAUCACUUUUGCCUUUUCAUGUACCAUGUUUGAGCUCAUCAUCUUUGAGAUCCUGGGUGCCUUAAGUACCAGCUCUAGGUAUUUUCACUGGAAGCUGAAUCUGUAUGUGAUACUGCUGGUCCUGAUCUUUGUGGUGCCUUUCUACAUCGGCUACUUUGUUGUCAGCAACAUACGCCUGUUGCAGAGACAGAAGCUCCUGUUCGCUUGUAUGGUGUGGUUUACCUUCAUGUAUUUCUUCUGGAAGCUGGGAGACCCGUUCCCCAUCCUGAGUCCAAAACACGGCAUCCUGUCCAUUGAGCAGCUAAUCAGUCGUGUUGGUGUGAUUGGAGUCACCCUCAUGGCUCUGUUGUCUGGGUUUGGUGCGGUCAACUGUCCCUACACGUACAUGUCCUAUUUCCUCAGAAAUGUAACAGACAGUGACAUCCUUGCUCUGGAGAGGCGGCUGCUCCAGACUAUGGACAUGAUUGUCAGCAAGAAGAAACGAAUUGCCAUGACACGGAGGCAGAUGUACCAGCGUGGGGAAGACCAGAACAAACAGACAGGAUUCUGGGGCAUGAUCAAGAGUGUUACCUCCACACAAACAGGCAGCGAAAACUUAUCUCUGAUCCAGCAGGAGGUCGAUGCUCUAGAGGAGCUGAGUCGGCAACUCUUUCUUGAGACUGUGGACCUGCAAGCCACCAAGGAGCGGAUUGAGUACUCCAGGACAUUCCAGGGGAAAUAUUUCAACUUCCUCGGCUACUUCUUUUCCAUCUAUUGUGUUUGGAAAAUCUUCAUGGCCACAAUAAACAUCGUGUUUGAUCGGGUUGGAAAGACGGAUCCAGUGACGAGGGGUAUUGAAAUUACAGUGAACUACUUGGGCAUCCAGUUUGAUGUAAAGUUUUGGUCCCAACACAUCUCUUUCAUCCUGGUGGGAAUAAUAAUCGUUACAUCCAUUCGUGGCUUACUCAUCACCCUCACUAAGUUCUUCUAUGCAAUAUCAAGCAGCAAGUCCUCUAAUGUCAUCGUGCUCGUCCUCGCUCAGAUCAUGGGGAUGUAUUUUGUAUCGUCCGUAUUGCUGAUGCGUAUGAGCAUGCCGCUGGAGUACCGCUCCAUUGUGACAGAGGUCCUGGGAGAGCUGCAGUUCAACUUCUACCACCGCUGGUUUGACGUCAUCUUCCUGGUCAGCGCCUUGUCCAGCAUCCUCUUCCUUUAUCUCGCCCACAAGCAGUCGCCAGAGAAACACAUGACCCUCUGAUCCCCUACAUCUCUUCCCACCUGGAGGUGACUCCUCCUGACCCCUGGGUGACUUUGAAUCUGGAAUUUAGGGAUAUCCAGAAAUCAGGUGUUUUGUUUUUUUAUAUGUGGGACUUAAUUAUCUGGACUGCCUGUUCCUGAAUCAGGAAUGGCUGAUUGUUGGAUGCAAGCGAUGGGGAACUAUUGGAGCACAUUAGGAAACUACUUUGAAUGUGGACUUUCUGAAUAAAGAUAUUUAGAGUACAAACAUUA